Messenger RNA from Rhododendron vialii, 2264 nucleotides. RefSeq lists its product as uncharacterized. Bases 515 to 1879 code for a protein of 454 amino acids. The transcript is spliced from 8 exons. The record is from RefSeq and is a predicted model, not a curated record. Lineage: Eukaryota; Viridiplantae; Streptophyta; Magnoliopsida; Ericales; Ericaceae. Gene Ontology annotation, molecular function: phosphoprotein phosphatase activity.
AAACACUCAGCCUUUUCUCUUUUCUUCGGACAUUUCCGAUCAGUUUUUCAUUUUCCCUCUCUCUAAUUUUUUUUUUUCCAUUUACAAAUCUUUGGAGGGAAAAUACUCUCUCGAACUCCUUAACUGGUGAAAACCCUAGAAUUUCCUGUCCUUUGAUGUUUGAGCACAAUUUAUAUGCCUUUUCUCUCUCUCUUCAAUGGCCGAAGUCACUGCCUUUUCCACUUGCAGGAGCAGCUGCUGACGUAGAUUCAAAUUCCGCCGCCGUUGCUUCGCUCGAAUUCGUCUCAGAAGACAAGGUGAUGGCUGCUACGCAGAUCCUGACUCCAAAACUGCAGUGAUUCUUCUUUGGUUGUGUUUCUGGUUCUGUAGUUUGAUUAGUAUUGUAAGUUAAAGUACGUGUCAUUCAGAACAAAUGUCUCAGGGAGCAGACCAUUCCUUUUCUGGUGUGUUGGUGUAAUUUGGUUGAUUAGCUACUAAGUGUCUUAAGAAUUGGACUUCCUCCUUCAAGUUGGAAAUGCAAACCAAGAAAAAAGUUGGUGUAAGAAGCUCUGUCCGGGAUCCUGUUAGUCCAAAGGCUUCAAGACAUCAGAAGAAGGUGCCUGACAAUGUCCAAAUUGCAGAGAAGAAAGUCACAGAGAUAAUCACAUCAUCUGCUAGAAAGCAAAAAUAUGGUGGCCCUCAUGCAAAGAAUAGGCAGGAGCAUGUUCCUGCCACAAACUUGAAUACUAGAUAUGAAAUGGCAGAGGAUGAUGCUUCUAACACCUGUUUGGGGUACAAUGGAUCUGAUUGUGUUUCCUUGGAAUGUAAGGGCCGUGAUGAUGGAUCUGCUCAUCGAAUUUUAGAAACCAUAUUUUCUUCUCCUACAUUUCACAGUUCUAGAAGUGUUGGAGGGGAAAUUGCCAAUGGAGUGGAUUUUAUCAAAUUUUUUGGGAGUGGGGAUGAGAAAUUUCAGGAUUUUGGAAAAGAUGACUCACAGAUGGAUAUGCUGAAGGGCAACCAUAUGCAUGAUUCUAGCGAGCACACAAUGACAUUGAUGAAUGUGACAUGCCCUGAUUUAGCUGGCAACCUGUCACCUGAAGUUUCAGCUAUAUAUCUUUCUAUGAAAAACUCAAAGUUGGAAUGCGUUGAUGAGCGAGAUGAAGAUCACAUGUCAACGGAUGCUUGCAUAGAGGAUGAUGAAUGUGAAGAAUUUGAUGACUUUGACCCGUAUUUUUUCAUGAAGAAUUUGCCAGAUCUGUCAUCAGUGGUCCCUACUUUUCGACGUAUGCUGCUACCAAAGCAGACAAGGAGUUGUCCUCCCACUACUCUUGUUUUGGACUUGGACGAGACAUUGGUGCACUCUACACUAGAACCUUGUGAUGAUGCAGAUUUCACCUUUCCUGUGAAUUUUAACCUCCAAGAGCAUACAAUCUAUGUCCGAUGUCGUCCUUAUCUAAAUGAUUUUUUGGAGAGGGUAGCUGGCCUUUUCGAAAUUAUUAUAUUUACUGCUAGUCAAAGCAUUUAUGCGGAGCAGCUUCUUAACGUACUGGAUCCGAAAAGGAGGAUAUUCCGCCAUCGUGUUUAUCGUGAGUCAUGUGUUUUUGUGGAGGGAAAUUACCUGAAAGAUCUAUCAGUUCUUGGCCGCGAUCUGGCACGUGUCAUUAUAGUCGACAACUCUCCACAGGCAUUUGGGUUCCAAGUGGACAAUGGAAUACCAAUUGACAGUUGGUUUGACGAUCGUUUGGAUCAAGAGUUGCUUUUGUUACUCCCCUUUUUGGAGAGUUUAAUUGGUGUUGAAGAUGUUCGGCCGGUGAUUUCUAAGAGGUACAACUUAAGAGAUAAAAUAGCUGCAGCUAUUUGUCCUUCAAUCUCCAACGCUGGAGAUCCUUUCGAAAGAUGAUUUUCUCAGUUUUGCUCUUUGUAGCGAAGCAGCCUUUACUUGUAAUUGAGACUUUCUGGGGACAUAGUACUCUUCAGUUAGUUAUUUGUUGUGCGGAUUGUGCUCGAAACAAUCAAAAUCUCGAUCAAGAAAGGGGUGAGAAAUAGAGAUGUCGUGCUCUGUGAUCAUGUGUCCGCCGUUAAACCUUUCUUUUCUGAAAAUGAUGGUUAUGAAAAGCGUUGACAUGCAAAAUUCUGAGUCGGUUGAGGGAUCAGAAUUGUGGUGGUGUUAAUGUAUAUGCCUGAUGUAACUUCGUUGAUCAUGCCUGUUAGAAUGUAUUUGAACCGCAAAAUAAUUGAGAAGUUCUUUUAUCAUCGGCAAAUGAAGGUGUCAGGUGUUUGCAGUA